GCACCCCGGUGCCCCAGCCGGUCCUGGCACCCCCGCGUCCCUCCAUCUGCCCUUCUUGCGCGCCCCCAGCAGCCCAUGCCGCCUCCACCACCGUCUCUUUCUCUGCGUUGCUGUCUCUGUCCCGGGUCUCCCCCGCUCUGCGCCCCUGGGUCUCAGCCCCCUCCGCCCUUUGGUCUCCCCCAUUCUGCCCCUGCUCUCUCCCCCUGCCCCGGGUGUCCCGCCCCUGGCCCUGGGCCUUCCCCUCCCCUGCCCCUGGGUCUCCUCCUCCAAAGUGGCCCUUUAUCCUCCCGCCCCUCCUUCCCCCUCCCGAGUCCUUCACCCCCGUCUACUUGUCUUCGAAGUCCUCCGGAGGCCGUCGGGGUGGGGAAGGUGCUGGAAGAGGUGGGUCUCACCAGGCAGGGCCUAGAGCUUCUCUUAGGGCCCUGGGGCGCGGGAGGUCGGAGGACACAGGCGAGGAGGUGAGUGCCCACCUUGGGGGUGGAGGGAGCACAACGCGGCCAGGGUGUGAGGACCCCACCGCCCAUCUUAGGAUGUUGGAGGAACGGCGGGGAGCACUUGGAUACAAGUUCAGGGCUCAGGAGAAGUUGGGAGAAGAGGAAGUGAAAGAGAAGGGGACGCACCCAGAGCCGUGGUGCGCAUCCUCGGCGCGCCGGCGCGAGCGCCCGUCCUCCUUCCCUGCCAGCCCCCCUGCCUCUUUGAGCCUCACCCUCCAAGUAUCCGAGGAGAGGGUCUGACAGGGGUGGUGUUAAGGGUCCUUCCGACCUCCCCGGCGCGGUGCUUCCGUGAUGGCAGGAUUCAAACCUUGCUACGUGCUCCCGCUUCUCUUUGGGCUGUGGGCACAAGUGGGUGUGUGCGGGUGUGCGGGCUUAUCCUCCAUUCAACAAGUGCCGGGCUCUGUGCCAGCCUCUGGUAGCUGUCAUUCCCUCACCCACCCGCUCCUUCCUGGGCCCGGCCUUGGUCUCUGUGUGCGCGCGCGGAUUCACAUGGAGCUGGGGUGUGACAAGUUGUACGAUGAGCUGCCCCCCUACCCAGGCAUCGUGGACAGCACCGCAGCCCUGGCUGGCUUCCCGGAGGCAGUGCCCUCAGCACCAAGAGCCCCUGGGCCCUAUGGCCCCCACCGGCCUCCUCCGCCCCCGCCCGCAGGCUUGGACAGCGAUGGCCUGAGGAGAGAGAAGGAUGAGAUCUAUGGACACCCGCUCUUCCCACUGCUGGCCCUGGUCUUUGAGAAAUGUGAAUUGGCCACGUGCUCGCCCCGUGAUGGGGCCGGGGCUGGGCUGGGGACACCCCAGGGCAGUGACGUCUGCUCCUCCGAUUCCUUCAAUGAGGACAUCGCCGCCUUUGCCAAGCAGGUCCGCUCCGAGAGGCCCCUUUUCUCAUCCAACCCAGAGCUGGACAAUCUGAUGAUACAGGCUAUUCAGGUGCUCCGGUUCCACCUGCUGGAGCUGGAGAAGGUCCACGACCUGUGCGACAACUUCUGUCACCGCUACAUCACCUGCCUCAAGGGAAAGAUGCCCAUCGACCUGGUCAUCGAGGAUCGGGAUGGCGGCUGCAGGGAGGAUCUCGAGGACUACCCGGCUUCCUGCCCCAGCCUCCCAGAUCAGAAUAAUACCUGGAUUAGAGACCAGGAGGACGGUGGGUCUGUGCAUCUGGGGACCCCAGGGCCAUCCAGCGGGGGCCUGGCCUCCCAGAGUGGGGACAACAGCAGUGAUCAAGGAGACGGACUGGACACCAGCGUGGCCUCCCCUAGCUCCGGGGGAGAGGACGAGGAGCUGGACCAGGAGCGGCGGAGGGGCAAGAAGAGGGGGAUCUUCCCCAAGGUGGCCACCAACCUCAUGAGGGCCUGGCUCUUCCAGCACCUCUCGCAUCCGUACCCCUCGGAGGAGCAGAAGAAACAGCUGGCCCAGGACACAGGGCUCACCAUCCUGCAAGUCAACAACUGGUUCAUUAACGCUCGGAGACGCAUCGUACAGCCAAUGAUCGAUCAGUCCAACCGCACAGGACAGGGCGCAGCCUUCAGCCCAGAGGGCCAGCCCGUGGCGGGCUACACGGAGUCUCAGCCGCAUGUGACUGUCAGGCCACCAGGAUCGAUGGGGAUGAGUUUAAACAUAGAAGGAGAAUGGCAUUAUCUAUAGAGGCUAAAUUCAAGAGAUGUAUGAGACAAAUAAGGCUCAGAGAGAAGAGGUCACUUGCACAGGUUCACAAGCGCAGGAAAGCAGAGGGAGCAGCCUGUGCAAUGGCCUGGAGUUGAGAGCCUGCCUGGAAUUGCUAAAGCACAGAUCAGAUCUCGCCCUGCCCUGGAUUAAAACCCUUCUGUGGCUCCAUAGCGCCCUCUGGAUGAAGUCCCAACUCCUUGAUUAGCACCUGUUCACUCAUCCAUCCAUCCAUCCAUCCAUUCAUUCAUUCAGUACACAUUCUCCGAGCACCUCUGUGCCCAGCCCUGUGCUGGGUGGUGCUGGGGACGCCAUGACAGUCCCAUCCUGCCCUCACGGGGCUCACAGUUCAGUGGGGCGCUGACCCAUCCCUAAACGGUGAUGACCCAGAGUGGGCAUGGCUGAGAUGAGGGAGCUCAGGAACUGAAGGAGGCCCGAGGUGGCAUCAGACCCAGGCGGGGGGAUUCAGAGAGGACUUCCCAGAGGAGGGGGUUUUGGAGCUGAAACCAAGCAAACAGGAGAGGAGGAAACAGCAUAUGCAAAGGCCUGGUGGCCUUAGAAACCUUAUGUCAUGAGACCACCCCGGACCCCACACAUAUACACAGGCAUGCACGAUGGGGUGGGAGACUGGGGAGCUGGGUGGGUGCAGCAGGAGGGCUGGGAGAUGAGAGGGGAGACCCGGGAGGGCUUGGGCAUAGAGCACGGAGCACGGAGGGGAGGGGACAGGUGUGCGCAGGCCUGGCGGGGGGCUCAGCUCUACCCUGACCGCCACGGACACUGUGGCCUGGCCUGAAGUCCAGGGGCCUCUGGGAUUAGGAGAGAUGGAGGGGGCUUCUCAUCCUGCCUCCCAGCCGGCCGGUCGCCUCUUCUCCCCCUAACCUCUCCCCCUGCCUCUCUCUCUCAUAGUUUGGACCGUCUCCUUGUCUUGUUCCAUCUCUGUCUCUCUCUGCCCCCCAUUCC
Molecule: messenger RNA, 3110 nt
Organism: Manis pentadactyla (Chinese pangolin)
Lineage: Eukaryota; Metazoa; Chordata; Mammalia; Pholidota; Manidae
Gene: MEIS3
Product: Meis homeobox 3
Exons: 13
Coding region: 786-2132 (448 amino acids)
Biological process (GO): embryonic pattern specification; positive regulation of transcription by RNA polymerase II; positive regulation of cell population proliferation
Molecular function (GO): DNA-binding transcription activator activity, RNA polymerase II-specific; RNA polymerase II cis-regulatory region sequence-specific DNA binding
Source: RefSeq, a predicted model, not a curated record